CGAGUAAACUCUACAGUUACAAGUCUCUCUAACUUCUAAUUCACGGUGUCUUAUUACUGUGGAGAACGGAAGUGACUCGGCCCAUGGUCGUGGGUCUGUCAACACCUCGUCGUGCUUAAGUAUCUAGUUUGCUGUUUGGGGCGAGAGUGGAAGGGACGAUGUUCGCAACUUCCCCAUUCCUGAGGGUCUCCUGGGGCUCCCCAAAUAUCUCCCUACCAGUGUGUUUUGCUGGCGCACAGCACGUUAGUUUCCGCCAGCAGGCUGCCUGUAUAUAGCAGCAAAGCUUUGUGUUUUCCCUCCAAAGGAGCGCCGGGGCACACCCGGCCCCUGACUCAAACGACAACCUUGGUGGCGAGAGCUCGGUGUCGGAGUUUGUUUCACUUCUCCUUACCAGGGACGGCGCACCGUUCCUACACAGUUGAGUCAUUUGCGUGUGACCUGAGACGGGUGCUACUAUAAUGAUGGAUGACUUCCAUAUCGGGGGACGCCAUGGGUGUUAGUUUACAGAACUGGCUGACAAAGCAGCCCGUUGGACGAUAAACCAGAGGACUCCAACUCGUGGACGGACGACUCUACUCUGGACAGGGACGCGAAACUGGUUCCCGCGCGGCCCAAAUAUUCUCCCACGGUGACUCCCACUUGCAGAUUCUGCCGUCGUCCUCAUCAAAUUUGCGACAGGUAUCUCCACGCUACAGAUCUGACCUCGUUGCCGCCACCAGGAACGAUACGAUGACCCACCAGGUGCUGUGUACGUUGUUGUGGUCCCUGGUGUUGUGUGUGGUGGUGAGGUCGAGCCUGGGUGUGGCCCCGGGUGUAGACCCCUACACCUCGCCACCAACAUCUGAUAAAGACGUCUUGGCUGAGGGAGGGGCGGCGUCUUCUCUGGAGGACCACCAGCUGAGGAAAAGAUUCAUCUGGACGCUAACUCAGGAACCUUACUUCUACGGAAAGUAUGGUAGAGUGAGCGGCGAAGAGGGACAAGAGCAUCUAGGAGAUGGUGCCGGAUCAGAGAUGCUGCCCGAGGCUAUGGGUCUCCGAAACCCAACCUCCAUGCAUAAACGGCUCUACCCUCGUUGGUACCAGGCCUACGUCUACAAGAACCCAAGCUUCAACCAGGUGGCAGGACCAGUGGGUGAGCGCAAGAGGUUCCAGCCUUUCCAUCCACUGGCCAGAUUCCGGGGUCUAGCCUUGGGUGCUACACAGUACUCGAAUGGCUACCAUGCUAUCCCCGACAUGCCCCUUGCUGACCACACUGGUCAUCGCCUCCCAACAGCACCCAAUGCACAUCCUUCCAAGUACGAGAGCCAGGAAGAUGUGCCUGAUGAGGAAGAGGUCGGGCAGCAGGUGAGGGCUGGAGACCUGCUCCAGUUCCUCAAGACCAUCGCAAGUGACCGGGGUCUCUCCACCCACACUAAGGGAUUCAGGUUUGGCAUCAGCAGGAGGAAAUAGAUGGCUGCGCUCCUCAGCCUCUGGUUACUGUGACCUCGGUCAUGCCUGCUCACCUAUUCGUCAAAGGCCCCCCAGCAACUGAACGUGCCCAUAGAGUUUUGGGAAGAUGGUUUGCAUAAAAGAAAAUUACUUAAGGUGGCAGUGUUGUAAUAAGGUUGAUAGAACACUCGCUUGUUGUUAUGGUUGUCAUUGAUUCGCAAAAAAUGUAACUAGCAGAAUUGGUCACUGACAAGUUUUCAGUUAUACCAUUUCUUGACAAAUGGUUUCAAAUAUUUAAAGGGACUUGCUUAACCUUAAAUUUAAAUGACAAUAGUGUUAGUUGCACAGUUAUGGUGCUGGGGAUGCAAUAGUGGUAACACCCAUGUGCAUGGCAGCUAUCGUGUAUUAACUGUGCAGUAAAAUGUAUCGCUUCGCAAGAUGCUAAUAAAUUUACAUCAAAUA
Molecule: messenger RNA, 1890 nt
Organism: Procambarus clarkii (red swamp crayfish)
Lineage: Eukaryota; Metazoa; Arthropoda; Malacostraca; Decapoda; Cambaridae
Source: RefSeq, a predicted model, not a curated record